Messenger RNA from Ailuropoda melanoleuca (giant panda), 2414 nucleotides. It is a transcript of the gene TAFA5, whose product is annotated as TAFA chemokine like family member 5. The record is from RefSeq and is a predicted model, not a curated record. The transcript is spliced from 4 exons. Gene Ontology annotation, biological process: G protein-coupled receptor signaling pathway. The annotation marks the transcript as partial. NCBI's taxonomy places the organism in Eukaryota, Metazoa, Chordata, Mammalia, Carnivora, Ursidae. Gene Ontology annotation, molecular function: receptor ligand activity; G protein-coupled receptor binding.
CCGAAGGCGCUCUGGGCACUCGCAGGGGCCGCGCUCUGCUGCUUCCUCGUCCUGGUGAUCCACGCGCAGUUCCUCAAAGAAGGUCAGCUGGCCGCCGGCACUUGUGAGAUUGUGACCCUGGACCGGGACAGCAGCCAGCCUCGGAGGACGAUCGCCCGGCAGACGGCUCGCUGUGCCUGCAGAAAGGGGCAGAUCGCGGGCACCACGAGAGCCCGGCCCGCCUGCGUGGACGCUCGAAUCAUCAAGACAAAGCAGUGGUGUGACAUGCUGCCGUGUCUGGAGGGUGAAGGCUGUGACCUGCUGAUCAACCGGUCAGGCUGGACGUGCACGCAGCCCGGCGGGCGUAUAAAGACCACCACGGUCUCCUGACAAACACAGCCCCAGCGGGGCCCCGGGAGUGGCCUUGGCUCCCUGGAGAGUCCACACCUCAGCCACGGUCCUCUGUCCGCCGUGGGCUCCACCUGUUCUCCGUCAUCCGCCCACCCUCCGUCUCUCUGUAGCCCGUCAAGGACAGCCCGCGUCCUUGGCGUCCUGAACUGACUGUGUCCGCCGCAGCGAGGAGUUUGGCCUGGGACACACCGCGGGGGCCAAGCCGGGCGUCCGUGGGAGCCUGGCCUCACCCGCCCUCCCUGGCCACGGCCUGGGCUGUGCUCUCUGAGGAGGACGAGGUGGCGGCUGCAGGGGUCUGCAGCCCGGCCAGCCCAGGAGAGGAGGACAGCGCCGGGCCCGGGGGAGGACCAGCCCUUGGGCACAGAAGUGGCCUCUCCUUGUGCCCCAGACUGUCCGAAUCACUUUUAUUUUCGUACCCUUUCAGUAUACUCGAUAGACCAAAGAGCAAAAUCUAUUUUAACUUGGACUCGCCCUCGCCGUCAGAGUCCCUUGGCUCGACGGGGGGACGCGGGGGCAGAGACAUGCCGGCGGCCCCGGUGGGGCGUGGAGGGCGGCCCCGGCAGAGGCGUCGCCUCCACGGACACUGCGGGGCACGCUGAGGGGCCGAGCCGGUGGAGGAUGCCGCGGCUGCCCCACGGCCCGGCCGGCGAUGCCGCACGCAGACCCCAUGCAGCGCCCCUCGCCACCCCUCGCCGGGAACACAGACCACCGCACACAGCCUACUCCUCUGUGCUUAGAUGGACUUGACCGACUAAAAUCACUUUCUGUUUUAACCAGUUAGACACGCCUCUCUACAGCUCAUUUCUGAUAGUGGGAUAAUCCAGUAUUUCGCCAAGAGCAUGUUGGGUCUCCCGUGACUGCUGUCUGCUCCGACACACCAUUUAGCUCCAGAAAGCAAAUUAAAGGAACCUACAGUAGCACUUGUUUGGAAGAGAUCAUUAAAUGUAUUUUGCAAAGCCUAAAGUUAUAUAUUUAACAGUUUUUAUAUGUUGUAUAUUUGUAGAAAAUCCUAUUUAACAAUUAAUGUGGUAGCCCCCGGCCGUCCUGCACGGUGGGCGGAGCGCUGGUGUCUCUGAAGGGCUCCGGGGUGGGCACGGGGGGAGCCGGGCGCGGAAGGGCAGGACUCUGGGGACGGCAGCCGAGGACGCGCCUGAGGCCACGGGAGCCGCGGCGGGUGCCUGUGGGAGGUGGGUGUCUUCACCCGCCUCGGGCCCGGCUCGGUGAAGACCCGCCCGGUGUGCGAUUUGUCGGCCACACCUCUUCCGACGGAUUUCGUGUCCCUUUUCCCGACCCUCCCCCGUGGGCAGAUCCUGAGGCCGCUGCCUCCGACCUCCUCUCCCAGUCGAUGUCCCGCUCCCUCUCCGUCUUCACGUCAGGCGGCCGAGUCACUGGGGCGGGUUGCCCUGCGGAGCACGGCAGGUGCCUGACCUUCCCGCGCCCUCCCUGGAGCACGGGGUCACCGGGCCUGACGAGCAAGGGACAAUUCCGCGUCUCCGUCCCCCGGGCCGGGCCGUCGUGCCCCGGGGUCCCUUCAUCCUCCCGAGUCUGUGCCGAACCAUACUACCUGACGGUCCAAUUAACAGGCACGCUAUGCUAGUUCAAUGCUACUAAAAAAAAAAAAAGAAAAAGAAAGAAAAAGAAAAAAAAAAUAAUAAUAAGUAUAUAGAAGCUGUCCCAGCAACCCAUAGACUAAAGAUAGGAGAGAAGACCCAUUUAUUUAAGACCCGUUUCGAUGUCCAUGAGUAUUUAAUUUACCUUUCCUGUCACCACACGUGCAGAGGUCUGAGUGUCCUGGAGGGAGAGACAUGGCAGCCGCUGGGUUCCCAGCACGGACGAGGUGGCAGUGGCCGUGGGAGGGUCUCUGCCGCCUCUCUGGGCCUGUGUCUUCCCACGGCAAGUGUAGACCCCUUCAGAGGCAGACGCUGGAGGUUUAAGAUGUUAUAGCGUUUUUUCCUUGUUUUACAGUAUUCAAUUUUGUGUUGAUUCAGCUAAAUUAUGAAAAUAAAGAAAAAAUCCUUUGGUAA